AUGCAAAAAGAAAAGAAGAAUACAACAUCUUGUAGGAAGUUAAAACGCUGAGAGAUAGCUAUACAUAAUAAAGAAGCGAGAAUAAGAAGUUUAUGAAUCUCUGAAAUGUACAAGAAGCAUGAUCCUCCAAGCCCUAACUUUCACACUAUAUUUUCUACAUCCUAUGAUAAUCAUACCAUUUGUCAGAUAAUAUCUUUCUUAAAAGAAUCGUUAUUGUUUAAUAUUUCUCAAGAAGAAAAGGAUCACGAAUGAGAACUCAUUAUUUUGUCGUAUAAAUUAAGGUUUAAAUAUUUUAAAAAGAUGCUCGAUUACACAACGACCAACAGAAGGACUAUCAUAUUAAUUCCUGAUAGCACCUCUUUGCCAUUCAGGUCAUACUUCUUUAUGAAAAGAUUGGGCAUUAAAGCUCAUUCCUUCAAAUGAAUUGUUAUUCACUUCAUAGCCAUCACUUCGAAAGAACUUGUUAACAUCAUAAGAGAAGGAGUCAAUCUUGAGUAUCUUGACUUAAGAAAAUGCAUUAUUGAAGGUCCUAAGCUUACAUUUAAAGCAAAUGGGACUUCUCGUUUGAAAUAAAAUCAACAUAAGUUGGUCUAAAACUUGACCCGUACAAGAAUUUGUUAAUUUCUGAGAAAGUGACAUAAAAUUAUGAACUGCAAAGGCUAAAUCUAGAUGUAAAUUAAUUAAAAAUUCAUACAAUUCUUGUUAUUUCAAACUUGAGUUCUAAAAUAAUUGAGUCCAUUUCUAGGUUAUUCUAAAAUAAAGUUGUUAAUUACUAAAAAUAUCAAAAGUUUUCCUGAAGAAAUAAGAACUAAUAGUUCUUUUUUGAUCUUUCAAGAUCAAACUGGAAAACCUUAAGUAAAAGUAGCGAUUUAGUAUCACAAUCUUGCUAAGAUAUAGCAAUAAUUCAGCUAUGAGUUUGAUUUCCAUAACUUUAGCAAGCAAAUUUGGGGUAAACUAAUAUAAUGGGUGUGAAUGAAAGUGUCCCUCUUUUUGCAUCCCAAAAGCAAAGCUCCUUAUUUUAAGCAUUUAUUGAUAACCAUCUAUUGAAUCAAGAAGUUUCUCGGAAUGAAAAGUAGGUUUUAAGGAGUCUAAUUCAAGCUAAAAAUGUAGGUAUAGAUUCAAUACAGUUUCAGAAUGAAUUAACAGAUUUUAUGUACUAAAGAGUGAGCAAGCUUCAUUCACAAGAAUAAUUUAGAAUAAGUUACCCUAUAAAUCUUAGCAUAAGCAUCACAAUACCUAUUUAAAGGAAUUAAAAGCCAGAAAUAGACUUGGCUGCUUCGAAUUAAAAUUUAGAAUAAAGAGAAUGACAUAAAUUUUAAAUUAAUUUGUAUUAAAAUUAGUCUUUGCAGUUCAAACUUUUAUGGCACUUUCUCAUAAAUUAAACAAUUCUUAUCUUUAGGAGUGAGAAUUAUUAUUGGAAAGAGUGUAGGAAAGAGCUCAGAAUACUUCGGAAAUAUUUUAAGCAACAUCGACCAGUGUCCCUGUGCAGAAACUUUGGAAAGAAUUGAAAUCUUGAACUCCAAAAUUCCAUGCCGUGUGGCUAAACUUUUGGAGCAAAGAUUCAAGCACUUGAAGGUUUAUUUCAUAA
Molecule: messenger RNA, 1588 nt
Organism: Moneuplotes crassus
Lineage: Eukaryota; Ciliophora; Spirotrichea; Euplotida; Euplotidae
Source: the annotation of a GenBank genome assembly